GCGCCUCACACACUUUAUUGUCCUUUAUUUCCUAGGUGUGUGUGUGUGUGUGUGCGUGUGUGCAGAGAGGAGCUCCGCUGACUGGAAGUACUUCACCCUGCAGGACCGGCUGCAGCUUCAGGAAAAACUAAAAUGACAAGACGACCAAAGUGUGUCCUUUGUAUUCUGCUGGUUCCGCUCAUUGUGCUCCUCACUCUGGUCCUGCAGGAGUACGGCAGCUCGGUGCGGGAUAUUAAAGAGGAUCUGCGUCAGGCUUUAUCUGAUGGCGCAGAGCAGUCGGGUCAGAACCAGAAGAAGGAGGCAGCUGGAGCCGGGCCCUGCUCCCUGAAGAGAUCCUGUCCCCAGGGUCAGUUCAGCUUCCUGCUGCAGAGCGGCGCCGCCAAUAUCGUGGCUCCCAAGAUCUGCUUCCAGAACAAACUGGUCCUGGGGUCUAUCAUGAAUAACGCUGGAGCCGGAAUAAACGUCGCCAUCAUUGACGGUCAGACUGGAAGAACCGUGCAGACGUCCUUCUUCAACAUGUACAGCGGGGAUGUGAAUCCUCUGGUGGAGCUGCUGCAGGGCGUCCAGACGGGCUCCGUGGUUCUGAUGGCGUCCUACGACGAGCCCGCCACAAAGCUGAGUGAGGACGCGCGCCGGCUGAUCUCGGAGCUCGGCAGUGUCUCCGUGAAGUCUCUGGGCUUCAGGGACAGCUGGGUGUUUGUGGGGGGGAAAGGAGCCUCCAAGGACAGCGCCGUCGAGAAGCACAUGAAGAACAAUAAAGAGACCAAUAAAUACGAUCAGUGGCCCGAGCUGGUGGAGGUGCAGGGCUGCAUUGCCAAAUACCUGGGCUGAAGGAGGAGCGGGAGGAGCGGGAGGAGCGGGAGCAGGAGGACACUUUGUAUAAAUACAGCCUUGGCUCACACUCGUAUUUGGGAAGUUUGUGUUUAUUCUUUCCUGUUGUAUUCAACACACACACACUGAUCACACACACACACACACACACACACACACACACACACACACUGAUCACACACACACACACACACACAGAUCACACACACCUGUGGGUGCAGGUUUGAUGGGUUCUUCUCAUUAUUGUAUUUUAUGAAAAUGUUAUUUUAAUAAAGGUCAAAUGUCCUGA
Molecule: messenger RNA, 1120 nt
Organism: Eleginops maclovinus (Patagonian blennie)
Lineage: Eukaryota; Metazoa; Chordata; Actinopteri; Perciformes; Eleginopidae
Product: protein FAM3C-like
Exons: 10
Coding region: 133-831 (232 amino acids)
Source: RefSeq, a predicted model, not a curated record